CACAGUAUGUUCUCUGGUAUCGAUCCCUGUUGUGUGAUUAAUGCCUAUACUGUGAUGAGGUUAUGUUAAGGGACAAAAUUUUCGACCAAAUUUUGUUUAAAAGUGAACAUUAAAUUGUUUUAAUUGCACAGAUAAGUUAAUUAAUGAACUUCUAAUAGGAAAACGUCCAAUUACUCGCAGCAAAUUUGGUUUCGUGCUUCACAAAAAAAGUUAACAUGUCGUUAGAGUCGGACAACUAUAUGGUUAAAUUUAGAGCUUCCGCUAAAAAUAUUUAUCACUGUAAAAUUUGCUCCUUCUUUACAACGUCGUUUCACCUCCUGUGUCCUUUCCAAACGGAAUUAGCAGUUGCGCUAAAACAACACGUUCAAGCCCGCCAUACCACCAAAAAAGAACACCCACAAGAUGAGAAAUGCGUCAUCAAAAGCUACGUUUGUAAAGAAUGUCAAUUUGAAACCCAUUCUGCGUUGAAAUGGUUGCAGCAUACCAUCGGUUGUCUCAUAAAAAAAAAACCGCAUGUUAAAUACCAAAAGUGUGAAAAAUGCCCAUACAUAAGUGUAGAUAAUUCAACGUUAAGACAGCACAUCAUUGAUCGACAUUCAGACGCAACCCACCUUGAAAACCAGGCCAUUAAAUGGCAAAAAUGUGAAAAAUGCCCGUUCCAAACGAAACUCAAAAGCGACUUAAAAAGUCACAUGAUGGCUCACCAUUUGAACGACGAAGACAGAAAAUGGUGCGAAUGUGAAGAGUGUCUGAACAAAAGUAAGAGGAGUGUGAACUGGACACAACUCAUAACGGACAGCCAAUCAAAUAAACAGGACAUAAAGUGGUUUCAGUGCGAAAUGUGUCCCUAUAAGGCUGUAGAUAAGUCCCAUUUGAAAAGACAUGUGAAUGCCCAGCAUUUAGAUCAAGUCGGAUUUGGGAAAUUACAGUGUGCAGUGUGUCCGUAUAAAGCUAAGAGAAUGCUUCAGGUGGUGAAACACUUCACCAGGUGUCAUUUACAUUAUGUAAGAAGUCCUCACACGGUUCACAAUAUGCAAAAGUGAUGUCGAAAAAUAGGCGCAUUGUUUACAGUUGUGGACGUUUUUCCAUGAAGAUCUUCCCCAUACUGUAAAAGCUUUGGAAUAUUCAAGAACUGACAUUCUGGUUGUUUAAAACUGUAUUAUUUCACUAGAGACGCAAAUGUUACUUUGGUUACUGAAACACAGUUAAAAUUCUAAGUGGUUUCGAAAGGGAUCGAGAUUCAAGAAACGUCAUAACCUAACAUUUUUGCGUGAGUUGAAUUGGGUCACCGGAUUUAUUUUUCUGGAUUUGUUACCUCAUUGAAGAAGUUUUUUAAAACACUAAUAAUCAACAGAGCCGACGUGGGAUAAACUUUAAAAUUUUUCUACAAAUAUGUGAUUCUUGAGAUGUACAUAACCUUAAAAAUUAAAUAAACAACCAGGUGACAAGGAAAA
Molecule: messenger RNA, 1454 nt
Organism: Zophobas morio
Lineage: Eukaryota; Metazoa; Arthropoda; Insecta; Coleoptera; Tenebrionidae
Product: RE1-silencing transcription factor-like
Exons: 2
Coding region: 216-1043 (275 amino acids)
Biological process (GO): regulation of transcription by RNA polymerase II
Molecular function (GO): RNA polymerase II transcription regulatory region sequence-specific DNA binding; DNA-binding transcription factor activity, RNA polymerase II-specific
Source: RefSeq, a predicted model, not a curated record